Messenger RNA from Megalobrama amblycephala (Wuchang bream), 6020 nucleotides. RefSeq lists its product as uncharacterized. The coding region runs from base 132 to 6020 and encodes 1962 amino acids. The transcript is spliced from 10 exons. Lineage: Eukaryota; Metazoa; Chordata; Actinopteri; Cypriniformes; Xenocyprididae. The record is from RefSeq and is a predicted model, not a curated record.
AUAAACUUCUGAAACAAAUAUAGUCAGUCUAGUUGGGUGAAGAUCACUACAUGUAAACUCAUAUCAGAAAAUCAAUGCCUGAUGUGGUUUGUUGAAUAAAUAUUAAACACAGUGGACAAUCAGAUUCCACAAUGGUGUUCACUGGUUUUAAAAGUGUUGUAUGGUCACUGCUGACUGUCAUCUCUUUAAUCCUCUGUUUAAUAUCCACCGCUGCCGUUGAAUCAAGACCAGCAGUCAGUUCAGUUUUGGACUGUGAGCUUGAUAAUGACACGUACAUCUGCACUGGUGCUCAGUACCGCAUGUACUGCAACUCAAGAAUGCAUCAUUUCUCCUACCAGAGAUACCAAAACCAGAACCAAUACCAGUGCAUGAGUAAUAACUGUAUCUGUGUUGGCAAUAAGGACACCUGUACAUGCUACAAAAAUACUUCAUCCUGCUUCUGUGAGAAUUUCCGCAAUAACCUCACUAUCCCUACAGCAGUUAGUCCAGUCUAUGACUGUGGGCUUUAUAACGACACGUACAUCUGCACUGGUGCUCAGUACAACAUGUACUGCAACACAAGUGUGCAUGACUUCCAUUACAGUAAAAACCAUUACCAUUGUUUUAGUGAUAACUGUGACUGUGUUGGUAAUAAGGACACCUGUACCUGCUCUAGUAACACUUAUUCCUGCUUCUGCAAAAGCAUCCCUGCAGCAGUUAGUCCAGUCUAUGACUGUGGGCUUUAUAAUGACACGUACAUCUGCACCGGUGCUCAGCACCGCAUGUACUGCAAUACAAGAUUGCAUAGUUUCAACUACCAGAGAUAUAGAUACCUAGGCCAAUACCAGUACGAAUGCUGGAGUAAUACCUGUAACUGUGUUGGUGAUAAGGACACCUGUACAUGCUAUAGUAGCACUCUGUCCUCCUGUUUCUGUGAGACUUUAGGCAAUAACAUCUCUGUCCCUACAGCAGUUAGUCCAGUCACAGACCCUGACUGUGUGCUACAAAACAACAUGUACAUCUGCACUGGUGCUCAGUACCGCAUGUACUGCAACACAAAAAUGCAUGAUUUUUCCUACCAAAAAUAUCAGUUCCAGUACCAGUACCAGUGUGUGAACAAUAACUGUGACUGUGUUGGUAAUAAGGACACCUGUACGUGCUCUAGUAGCACUUUGUCCUCCUGCUUUUGUGAGGCUUACGGCAAUAUCAUUGCUCUCACGACAGCAGUUCGUCCAGUCUAUGGCUGUGUGCUUUAUAGCGACAUGUCAUACAUCUGCACUGGUGCUCAGUACCGCAUGUACUGCAAUACAAGUGUGCAUUAUUUCCAUUACGAUACACACCAUGACCACUGUUUUAGUGAUAACUGUGACUGUGUUGGUAAUAAGGACACCUGUACGUGUGACUACAGUAUGUCACCCUCCUGCUUCUGUACAGAUUACAACAAUAGCAUCACUAUCCCUGCAGCAGUGAGUCCAGUCUAUGACUGUGGGCUUUAUAAUGACACGUACAUCUGCACUGGUGCCCAGUACAACAUGUACUGCAACACAAGAAUGCAUUAUUUCUACUACUGGAAAUAUCAGUACCAAAACCAAUACGCAUGUGUGAGUAAUGACUGCAUCUGUGUUGGUAAUAAGGACACCUGUACCUGCUAUAGCAGCACUUUGUCCUCCUGCUUCUGUGAGACUUACGGUAAUAUCGUUGCUCUCAAUAGAGCAGUUGCUCCAGAUUAUGGCUGUGGGCUUUAUAACGACACGUACAUCUGCACUGGUGCUCAAUACCACAUGUACUGCGACACAAGAAUGCAUGAUUUCUACUACUGGAAAAAUCAGUACCAAGACCAAUACCUGUGCAUGAGUAAUGACUGCUUCUGUUUUGGCCAUAAGGACACCUGUGCUUGCUACUAUAGCACGUUGUCUUCCUGCUUCUGUGAGACGUACAACAAUAGCGUCACUAUCCCUACAGCAGUUAUUCCAUUGAGACUCUCUCAAUGUGUGUUUUUUAAUGACAUGUACAUCUGCACUGGUGCUCAGUACCGCAUGCACUGCAACACAAGUGUGCAUGAUUUUUACUACCUUUAUCAGAAUCCAAACCAAUACCAGUACGAAUGCUGGAAUAAUAACUGUAACUGUGUUGGUAAUAAGGACACCUGUACAUGCUCUAGUAGCACCUUGUCCUCCUGCUUCUGUGAGGCUUAUGGCAAUACCAUUGCUCUCGCUACAGCAGUUAGUCCAGUUUAUGACUGUGUGCUUUAUAACGACACGUACAUCUGCACUGGUGCUCAGUACCACAUGUACUGCAACACAAGAAUGCAUGAUUUCUACUACUGGAAAUAUCAGUACCAAGACCAAGACCAAGACCAAUAUGUAUGCUUGAGUAAUGAUUGCAUCUGUGUUGGUGAUAAGGACACCUGUACAUGCUACUAUAGCGCUUUGUCUUCCUGCUUCUGUGAGACGUACACAAAUAGCGUCACUAUCCCUACAGCAGUUAGUCCAUUGAGACUCUCUCAAUGUGUGUUUUUUAAUGACACGUACAUCUGCACCGGGGCUCAGUAUCGCAUGUACUGCAACACAAGUGUACAUGAUUUUUACUACCUUUAUCAGAAUCCAAACCAAUACCAGUAUGAAUGCUGGAAUAAUAACUGUAACUGUGUUGGUAAUAAGGACUCCUGUACAUGCUCUAGUAGCACUCUGUCCUCCUGCUUCUGUGAGACUUACGGUAAUAUCGUUGCUCUCAAUAGAGCAGUUGCUCCAGCUUAUGACUGUGGGCUUUAUAACGACACGUACAUCUGCACUGGUGCUGAGUACCGCAUGUACUGCAACACACAAAUGCAUAAUUUCUACUACUGGAGAUAUCAAUACCAAGACCAAUACCAAGACCAAUACCUGUGCAUGAGUAAUGACUGCAUCUGUUUUGGCCAUAAGGACACCUGUACAUGCUACAGUAGCACUUUGUCUUCCUGUUUCUGUGAGACGUACACCAAUAGCGUCACUAUCCCUACAGCAGUUAUUCCAUUGAGACUCUCUCAAUGUGUGUUUUUUAAUGACACGUACAUCUGCACUGGUGCUCAGUAUCGCAUGCACUGCAACACAAGUGUACAUGAUUUUUACUACCUUUAUCAGAAUCAAAACCAAUACCAGUACGAAUGCUGGAAUAAUAACUGUAACUGUGUUGGUAAUAAUGACACCUGUACAUGCUACAGUAGCACUCUGUCCUCCUGCUUCUGUGAGACUUACGGUAAUAUCGUUGCUCUCAAUAGAGCAGUUGCUCCAGCUUAUGGCUGUGUGCUUUAUAACGACACGUACAUCUGCUCUGGUGCUCAGUACCGCAUGUACUGCAACACAAGAAUGAAUGAUUUCUACUACCUGAAAUAUCAGUACCAAGACUAUUACCUGUGCAUGAGUAAUGACUGCACCUGUGUUGGUCAUAAGGACACCUGUACAUGCUACAGUAGCACUUUGUCUUCCUGCUUCUGCGAGACCUACAACAAUAACAUCACUAUCCCUACAACAGUUAGUCCAUUGAGACUCUCUCAAUGUGUGUUUUUUAACGACACGUACAUCUGCACUGGUGCUCAGUACCGCAUGCACUGCAACACAAGUGUACAUGAUUUUUACUACCUUUAUCAGAAUCAAAACCAAUACCAUUACGAAUGCUGGAAUAAUAACUGUAACUGUGUUGGUAAUAAGGACACCUGUACAUGCUCUAGUAGCACCUUGUCCUCCUGCUUCUGUGAGACUUACGGCAAUACCAUUGCUCUCGCUACAGCAGUUAGUCCAGUUUACGACUGUGUGCGUUAUAACGACACGUACAUCUGCACUGGUGCUCAGUACCACAUGUACUGCAACACAAGUGUGCAUGACUUCUACUACUGGAAAUAUCAGUACCAAAACCAAGACCACGACUAUUACCUGUGCAUGAGUAAUGACUGCACCUGUGUUGGUGAUAAGGACACCUGUACAUGCUACUAUAGUGCUUUGUCUUCCUGCUUCUGUGAGACGUACACCAAUAGCGUCACUAUCCCUACAGCAGUUAGUCCAUUGAGACUCUCUCAAUGUGUGUUUUUUAAUGACACGUACAUCUGCACUGGUGCUCAGUACCGCAUGUACUGCAACACAAGUGUGCAUGAUUUUUACAACCUAUAUCAGAAUCCAAACCAAUACCAGUAUGAAUGCUGGAAUAAUAACUGUAACUGUGUUGGUAAUAAUGACACCUGUACAUGCUACAGUAGCACCUUGUCCUCCUGCUUCUGUGAGGCUUAUGGUAAUAUCGUUGCUCUCAAUAGAGCAGUUGCUCCAGCUUAUGACUGUGUGCUUUAUAACGACACAUACAUCUGCACUGGUGCUCAGUACCGCAUGUACUGCAACACACAAAUGCAUAAUUUCUACUACUGGAGAUAUCAAUACCAAGACCAAUACCAAGACCAAUACCUGUGCAUGAGUAUUGACUGCAUCUGUUUUGGCCAUAAGGACACCUGUGCGUGCUACAGUAGCACUUUGUCUUCCUGUUUGUGUGAGACGUACACCAAUAGCGUCACUAUCCCUACAGCAGUUAGUCCAUUGAUACUCUCUCAAUGUGUGUUUUUUAACGACACGUACAUCUGCACUGGUGCUCAGUACCGCAUGCACUGCAACACAAGUGUACAUGAUUUUUACUACCUUUAUCAGAAUUCAAACCAAUACCAGUAUGAAUGCUGGAAUAAUAACUGUAACUGUGUUGGUAAUAAUGACACCUGUACAUGCUCUAGUAGCACCUUGUCCUCCUGCUUCUGUGAAACUUACGGCAAUACCAUUGCUCUCGCUACAGCAGUUAGUCCAGUUUACGACUGUGUGCGUUAUAACGACACGUACAUCUGCAGGGGUGCUCAAUACCACAUGUACUGCAACACAAGUGUACAUGACUUCUACUACUGGAAAUAUCAAUACCAAGACCAAGACCAAGACUAUUACCUGUGCAUGAGUAAUGACUGCUUCUGUGUUGGUGAUAAGGACACCUGUACAUGCUACUAUAAUGCUUUGUCUUCCUGCUUCUGUGAGACGUACAACAAUAGCGUCACUAUCCCUACCGCAGUUAGUCCAUUGAGACUCUCUCAAUGUGUGUUUUUUAAUGACACAUACAUCUGCACUGGUGCUCAGUAUCGCAUGUACUGCAACACAAGAAUGUACAUGAUUUUCUACUACCGGAAAAAUCAGAAUCCAAGACCAAUACCAUCCAACUUCUACAACCACAAUGACUUCAACUACUACAACCACACUCACUCCAACUUCUACAACCACAAUGACUUCAACUACUACAACCACACUCACUCCAACUUCUACAACCACAAUGACUUCAACUACUACAACCACACUCAGUCUAACUUCUACAACCACCAUCACUACAAGUUCUGCAACCACAAUGACUUCAACUACUACAACCACACUCACUCCAACUACUACAGAGGGGACAAGUCUUCAUGGUUGGACCAACAUGUCACCUUAGAUAAAAUCCCUCGACUUGACACGACAAGUUCUUCUGUGGACAUCGAUCUCAUUGGGAUUGCCAAGAACAACAAUGAAGGAUCAGCUGCUGUGGCUUUCUUGAGUUAUAACACAAUGGAGCAUCUACUGAAGCCCGACUUCUUCAGCACAUCAAAUGAUACGGACUCCAACCCCAGCGGUUCUCUGUCCUGUGUGUACUGGAACACCAGCGAGUGGAUUGUAGAUGGUUGUUCUGUUUUAAGAGACCAACAGCAGCUACACUGUGUGUUCCUGUGUUCAUCUGUCGACAUUCGCUCUCAUGCAAACCAGCAGUUCAUCCGAGAGCAAUCCACCGUUGGACCUGUUGACUUGGGUGUCUGUGACCUUGGGGCUGCUGUUCUUGAGUGUGGGCCUGUUGAUCUUUGCCCUUUGUCGGUGGACUCGUCUGGCAGCAGUACAAGAAGUGCUUCAGAUGUCUUUGAUGUGGACUCAAAGCCAUCAACAUCGAAAGUGUCCCAAGAAAAACACUGCAACAUCACGUUAUCCCUAGAACGCGUGAACCAAAACACCAGCUCGAGUGCAUAA